GACUAUGCAGUGUUUCGUUUGGAAAUAACUCAAAGCCAGAAAGAAAACGGGGCAUUGCGGAGGAAACUACAGCUACUGGAACUGAAGAUGGCACGGGAGCGCGCAGAGAGGACAAUGCGAGAGCGCGUCGUCGCAGGCAGUACUACUACGAGUAGUGUCAAGAUCCUGGACCAAUACAGAGGAAUGGCAAGAGGUGAAGGACAUAUCACUGGAGGCCACAUGAUUUCUGUGAAGCCAGCAGGACACAAUACAUGGAGAGAUGACCAACCAAUCACUGUUGAUGAGGGGAGUGGAACCUCAACCCAGCACGUUAUCAUGAUAGAGAUGCAGAGGCUGCAGGUCCUGGGGUCAAGCUGGAGAGGUCUGAAGCAGAGGUGGACCCACGGCACAGCAGAGACAUCCAGACUGGAGUGCCCCUUGUAGCCACAGAGGAUUCCACCACUGCCCCAGCGCAGUACAGGACCCGACGCAGGAUCACGGAGGUCAGUGGAACGCCGAACGCCGUACUCAAGUCAGAGACAGACACCGAGACUUUAAAGGGGCUGGGGCGACUGGGUUGUCCUCCUUCUCCCCGCUCAGAGUAUUUACUUUAUGGUAACCCGAGCCCGAGGACGGUUUUAUCCCAUCAGGACUCAGGUGACGCAUUACAGACGGGCAAUGAUCCGUCCUGUUCAUACGCUACAGAGACCGAGAUGAUACCUGGUGACAUAUCUGUGGACUUAGAUACACAGACUAAUCCAAUGAGAGGGGACUGGAACCGGUACAGUAGUAGUGUAAACUCUGAAAGGUGCCUAGAUAAGAAAGGGGAGGUUGUAGUCUUAGAUGAGGUGAUUGUGAAAGUGGAGGAUGACACUCCUCUGACAUGGAAUGCAAACGAAACUCACUUAGGAGAAGGACACUCGCAGGGCAACACCAGUGACUUCUUAGAAUACAGGGAAAACUUAGAGACAAAUCCAAAUGUCGCAACCCACUCCCCUUUACACGCGUUCAGGGAUCACGACCCAGUGUCCACGUCAA
Coregonus clupeaformis (lake whitefish) is the source of this 1017-nucleotide messenger RNA. RefSeq lists its product as uncharacterized. Bases 88 to 423 code for a protein of 111 amino acids. The record is from RefSeq and is a predicted model, not a curated record. Lineage: Eukaryota; Metazoa; Chordata; Actinopteri; Salmoniformes; Salmonidae. The transcript has 3 exons.